ACGUGCUGCAGCCUGCAAACCACAAACAAUCUGCUGCAACAUCAGGCCGCGCCCCCGAGAGUCACACAGGGCCGGCGUCGGCUUCACUUCUCCUUCUUCUUCUUCUUCUUCUGGUGUCGGUGCCGGCGGCGGCGGCGGGGAAGGAUGGCGGAGCUGGAGGGUUUGGAGUUCGGCAAGUCGGACUUCGUUCUGCUGGACGAGGUGACGAUGGAGCAGUUCAUGGAGAACCUGAAGCUGAGGUUCGAGAAAGGGCGUAUCUACACGUACAUCGGGGAGGUGGUGGUGUCUGUGAACCCGUACCGGGAGAUGGACAUCUACGGGGGCCCCGCCAUCGAGGCGUACCGGGGCCGCGAGCUGUACGAGAACCCGCCGCACCUUUACGCCGUCUCCGACGCCGCCUACAAGGCCAUGAAGAGACGCAGCAAGGACACCUGCAUCGUUAUCUCAGGUGAGAGCGGCGCGGGGAAGACGGAGGCCAGUAAAUACAUCAUGCAGUACAUCGCCGCCAUCACCAACCCGGGCCAGAGGGCCGAGGUGGAGAGCGUGAAGAACGUGCUGCUGCAGUCCAACUGCGUCCUGGAAUCCUUCGGAAACGCCAAGACGAACCGGAACGACAACAGUAGCCGCUUCGGCAAAUACAUGGACAUCAACUUCAACUUCAACGGGGAGCCGACCGGGGGCCACAUCAACAACUACCUGCUGGAGAAGUCCAGGGUGGUCCAGCAGCAGGAGGGAGAGAGAAGCUUCCACUCCUUCUACCAGCUGCUGCGUGGAGGUUCUGAGGAGACGCUGCAGUCGCUGCACCUGCAGAACGACCCGGGUCUGUACGUCUACACCAGGGAGGGAGCCGGAGCCGCGACCUCCACCAACGACCGCUCCAGCCACCGGGAGGUUCUCAGGGCCCUGGAGGUGAUCGGGUUCUCGGCCCCGGAGGUGAAGUCCGUGUUCCGGAUCCUGGCCUCCAUCCUGCACCUGGGGAACCUGCGGUUCGAGGGCGACGGCGAGGCCGUGCAGGUCCUGGACCCCGGGACCGUGGACCACAUCGCGGAGCUGACGGCCACCGAGCCGGACCAGGUCCAGAAGAGCCUGCUGUUCCGCACCGUGGCCACCGGGGGGGGCGACGUCAUCGAGAAGGAGCACACGGAGCAGGAGGGACGAUUCGGCAGGGACGCCUUCGCUAAGGCGCUGUACGAGCGACUGUUCGGUUGGAUCGUCAGCCGCAUCAACGACAUCAUCCAGGUGAAGAACUACGACCCGGUGCUUCACGGGAAGAACACGGUGAUCGGGGUGUUGGACAUCUACGGCUUCGAGAUCUUCGACAACAACAGGUUUGAGCAGUUCUGCAUCAACUACUGCAACGAGAAGCUGCAGCAGCUUUUCAUCGAGCUCAUCCUGCAGCAGGAGCAGGGAGAGUACCAGAGGGAGGGAAUCGCCUGGCAACACAUCGACUACUUCAACAACCAGAUCAUCGUGGACCUGGUGGAGCAGCCGCACCGCGGCAUCAUCUCCGUCCUGGACGAGGCUUGUCUGGGCGUGGGACGGGUGACGGACACGCUCUGCCUGGAGAGCAUGGACUCCCAGCUGGGGGGGCACCCGCACUACACCUCCCGCAAGCUCAGCCCCACAGACAAAACCAUGGACUUCCAGAAGCAUUUCCGUAUUCGCCACUACGCCGGCGACGUCACAUAUUCCGUUGAAGGUUUUCUGGACAAAAACAAAGAUCUUCUCUUCCAAGACUUCAAGCGGCUCAUGUUCAACAGCUCCGACCCGGUUCUGAAGGAGAUGUGGCCGGACGGCCAGCUGGGCAUCACGGAGGUGACGAAGAGGCCGCAGACGGCCGCCACGCUCUUCAAGAACUCCAUCGUCCAGCUGGUGGACAAGCUGGCCUGCAAGGAACCGUACUACGUCCGCUGCGUGAAGCCCAACGAGCUGAAGUCUCCGGUUCUGUUCGACGAGGCGCGCUGCCGCCACCAGGUGGCGUAUCUGGGCCUGCUGGAGAACGUGAUGGUCCGGAGAGCCGGGUUCGCCUACCGACAGCUGUACCCCCGAUUCCUGCAGAGGUACAAGAUGACGUGCGAGUACACCUGGCCCAACCACCUGAUGGCGUCGGACCGCGAGGCGGUGGAGGCGAUCAUCACGCAGCACGGUUUCCAUGACGACGUGGCCUACGGACACACCAAGCUGUUCGUGCGGACGCCGCGGUCGCUGUUCACGCUGGAGCAGGAGAGGAGCAACCUGAUCCCCAUCCUGGUGCUGUUCCUGCAGAAGGUGUGGCGCGGCGCCCUGGCGCGGCGGCGCUGCCGGCGUAUGCGAGCCGUCUACACCAUCAUGGGCGUGUACCGGCGCUACAAGGUGAAGGCUCAUUUCUGGGAGGUGGAGCGGAUCUUCACCGGCGUCAGGACCACGCCCGACUACGGGCGGAGCCUGCAGUGGCCGACGCCCCCCGCCGCCCUGGAGCAGUUCCACAACAUCACGGUGCUGCUGCACCGCAGGUGGUGGGCCCGGCAGAUCGUGAAGAACAUCCCUCCGUCCGAGACGCCGGAGGUUCGGGCCAAGGUGGCGGCGCUGACGGCGCUGAGCGGAGAGAGGAAGGACUGGGGCGUCGGCCGGGCCUGGGAGAGGGACUACCUGGCUAAUGUGCGGGACUGCCCCCAGACAAGCUCCGCCUUCAUCCGGGUCACCAAGGAGCUGAAGAACCGGGACGGAUACGGACACGUGGUUUUCUCUGGUCUCUGCAGGAAGGUGAACCGGUUCAGCCGGAGUUCGGACCGAGCCCUCCUGGUCACCGACAAACUGGUUUACAAGCUGGACCCGCGGAAACAGUUCAGAGUCCUGAAGAGGUUCCCGCUGGAGACGCUAACGGGUGUUAGCGUGACGUCCGGCCCAGACCAGAUGGUGGCGCUGCACACGGCCGUCCAGGACGACGUCCUCAUGUGUCUCCAGAGGGGACAGCUGGGACCAGAGCAGGACCGGGUGGGGGAGCUGGUGGGGGCCCUGGUGGACCACUUUACCAGGACCAGGAAGGUCCACUUCCCGGUGAAGGUGUCCGGCCCGGUUCUGCAGCUGCACAUGCGGGGCCGGCCCAGGAGCGUCGCCGUGGAAACCAGGGCGGGGCUGGCGGCCGCCGACUUCAAGAAGAGCCGGGACGGCUUCGUGCUGCUGCUGCCGACCGUCUGACCCCGGGGGCCCGUCGCCGUGGAGAUGGCCCCGUCGCCGUGGAGACGAGACUCUGCUGGUUCUGUUGGGGCCCGUCGCCGUGGAGACGGCCGGAGGCGGGACUUUGCUUAGGGGGGCGGCGGCUUGAACGCUUGAGUGCGGGUCGAAGGCUAUCGCCUACGGCUAGCGGCGGCGGCGGCUAGUGGCGGCGGCUAGCGGCGGCGGCUAGCGGCGGCGGCUAGCGGUGGCGGCUAGCGGCGGCGGCUAGCGGCGGCGGCUAGCGGCGGCUAUCGGCGGCGGAUCCGUCCAUCACACUGUAACUGCUCUGAUGUUUUUGUUAUUGAAGUUGGAACAAAACUAAAGAUAAAAGCACUUUU
Messenger RNA from Cololabis saira (Pacific saury), 3533 nucleotides. RefSeq names its product unconventional myosin-Ig-like. Gene Ontology annotation, cellular component: vesicle; myosin complex; microvillus. The coding region runs from base 145 to 3177 and encodes 1010 amino acids. NCBI's taxonomy places the organism in Eukaryota, Metazoa, Chordata, Actinopteri, Beloniformes, Belonidae. Gene Ontology annotation, molecular function: ATP binding; microfilament motor activity; actin filament binding. The transcript has 22 exons. Gene Ontology annotation, biological process: actin filament organization; vesicle transport along actin filament. The record is from RefSeq and is a predicted model, not a curated record.